This is a messenger RNA of Neltuma alba, 1125 nucleotides long. RefSeq lists its product as uncharacterized. NCBI's taxonomy places the organism in Eukaryota, Viridiplantae, Streptophyta, Magnoliopsida, Fabales, Fabaceae. Gene Ontology annotation, cellular component: membrane. The transcript has 8 exons. The coding region runs from base 1 to 1125 and encodes 374 amino acids. The record is from RefSeq and is a predicted model, not a curated record.
AUGGAGCGGAAAUAUAAAGUAGGGUUGCUUCUCAUCCUCACUGUUGAGACCUUGGGAAUUACUUCUGAAGAGAUCCUCCAGGGUAUUUUGAAAGGAUAUAAUCACCCGUUUAUUGUGACAUAUAUUCAGAUAUCACUGUUAGUAUUUUAUCUUCUCGUAGCGUUCGUUUCAGCAAGGUUGCAGAAAUCCACAAAGCAGUUUUUUGGUCGGAGAAGCGCAGAAACAUCAUCAUCAUCAUCGGAGUCCCAUGAAGCAGACGAUGAUUAUUCUGAUUUAGAGCAGUCAAUGAUAGGUAGGGAUGACAACUUGUCCCAGGACCGAAAGCUUACAUCCUUUGGAGUUGCUAAAUUGGCGUUGAUUAUUGCCCCUUUCUGGUUUAUCUCACAGUAUUUAAAUAAUGCUGCGCUUGCUAGAACAAGUGUGACAAGUGCAAUAAGAUUACUGUCAACAUCAUCAGCAUUUACACUUUGGAUUGGGAAGUUGGUGAAUAAAGAGUCUUCUGUGAAUUGGGUGAAUAUAGUUUCUGUGAUUGUGAGCCUCACAGGUGUUUCCUUGACAACCUUGGGACAUACAUGGAAGGCCGGUCAUGAACCAACAUCAACUUCAAUAUUCAAAAAGGGAGGACAUACCAUUCUUGGAGAUAUUUUGGCAUUACUUUCCGCUAUGGCAGAAGCAGCAUUCACAGUUCUUCUGAAAAGAUAUGCUAAAGAAGGGGAUGGAUUAGACAUGCGAGUUCUGUAUGGAUAUAUUGGAUUAUUCACAAUAUCUUCUCUCUCGUGGUUAGUAUGGCCUCUAGUGGCAUUAGGCUUGGAACCCAAAUUUGAAUUGCCAGGAAUUCAUGAAAUGAAGGGAAUCAUUUGCAGUGGCCUCGUAGGAACUUUCUUCUCUGAUUACGCCUGUUACGGGAGUAGGAGUUACUUGGACAACACCGUUAGUGGCUACAAUUGGCUCCUCUCUAACCAUACCCAUCGCUAUGCUGGAGGAUAUGGUCCUUCACAGACAGCAUUAUUCCCUACUCUAUGCUUUCGGCUCCCUUUUGGUAAUAGCAGGAUUUGGACUUGCCAAUGUCCCAAAAUUCUUUUCAACAACAACGCAUUGAGAUUGUUCAAGUUCACCAGCUCCUGA